This is a messenger RNA of Paramecium octaurelia, 752 nucleotides long. NCBI's taxonomy places the organism in Eukaryota, Ciliophora, Oligohymenophorea, Peniculida, Parameciidae. The record is from the annotation of a GenBank genome assembly.
AUUAACAUGUUCAGCUUUGCUAAAAAGGGUGGAGGUGAUAAGAAAAAUUAGGCAGCUCCUGUUCCAGAUGCUAAAUUAAAAUAUGAAAAGACUCUCCAUGAUCUGAGAUCCAGAAAAGAUUAAAUCUAAGACAAUAUUGAUAGAAUAGACUCCAAGGUGGCAACUUUGGAUCAAGAAAUUAGAUCUUUACUUAGUUAGGGAAAAAAACAAUAAGCCAGAAAUAAAGUUACAGGUACAUAAUUCACAUAAGUAUUUUAGAAAUGAAAUCUUUACAAAAAUAAAUUGAGCAAAUGUAAACCAAGUUCAAUGUUCUCACUCAAAUGACAAUCCAGAUUGAAACCUUAGAAUAAGAUUAAGGCAUAGCUGAAGCGGUUUUAAAUGCAGCUGAACUAGGAAAAAUGCAAUAAGAGACCAAUGAUAAGUUAUAAGAUGCUAUGAUGGAUUGGAAGUAUUUAUUAACUUUAUUUUCUAGUGAAUUUUAAACAUCAUAAUAAGAAACCACUGAAUUAUGGAAGUAAAUGUCAAACAUGGGAGUGGAUAAUGAAGAAAUCGACGCAGAAUUUGAUAAAUACAUGCAAGAAAAUGAUUAAUAGUAAGCAUUGAACUUGUAGAAAUAACUUAAUACUGUUCCUUCCAAUUAAAUUCCUGCAUAAUAAUAAAGUUAUUAACAAACAUAUUAAAAUAAUAUGGACAAAGAGUUAGCAGCAUUAUUAGAAUGAUUAUUAUCAACAUUUAAGUAAACACAAUAAUUU